UAUCGACAUUUUUUCUGUACUGUAGUGGGGCUGCCUGUAGCGGGGCUUACCUGUAGAGGGUCUGCCUGUAGCGGGGCUACCUGUAGCAAGACGGCCUUACGACCUAUCCAAAUACAGACGACAAAAUGCUUCUUCUAGCGACGGGGAUACUGGCUGCCCUUUCCGGUACCAUAUACCUUGGAAUCAAAAUUUUCGCGCCAUGGCUUCAUCACGACUUGGUAUACUUACGUAAGGCCAUGAAGUGUGUUAAAGAAUUCAAUUUGGCGGCAAAAGCCAAGAAGACUUUGGCAGAUUAUUUCGACGAGACCGUCGCCUUAUACCCGAACAAAGUGUUUCUCAUAUUCCAGGAGAAAUCCUUUACUUACAAACAGGUGGAAGAGAAAGCUAAUCAGGUAGCACGCGCGGCACUAGAAAUGGGGCUCCAUACGGGUGAUGUGGUCGCAAUUAUGAUGUAUAACCAGCCAGACCUUAUCUGGACCUACCUAGGUCUACAAAAGGUCGGUAUUCAGCAAGCGUUUAUCAACCACAACUUAAGGUCCAAGUCCUUAUUGCACUGCAUCAAAGUGUGUGAGCCUAAACUACUCAUCGUCGGUCAAGGAAAGGAUUUGUUGGAUUCUAUAACUGACAUUCAAGAUGAAAUCACCGGAAUUUCAUUUUACUCAUAUGAUGUGUCAUUUCCGGUCACAUUUAAGUCGUUUACAGAAACAUGUUCUCGCAUGUCCACUGAUGCCAUCGACAUGUCGGAAAGGUCCUCAUUGGAACUUUCCUCUGUUAAUUGUUAUAUUUUCACUUCUGGUACGACAGGUCUGCCAAAACCAGCUAUAGUUACACAUGCUAAAACUCUGAAGGGAGCCUUUGUGAUGUGGAUGUUUGACCUCUCUAGAGACGAUAUCUUAUAUGAACCUUUACCAUUGUAUCACUCCGCUGGUCUCUUAAUGGGUAUCGGCGCUGUAUUAACAAAAGGCGCCACAGUCGUAUUGAGAGAGAAAUUUUCAGCCACACGUUUCUGGGAGGAUUGCCGAAAGCACAAUGUCACAAUCAUCCACUACGUUGGGGAGCUAUUGCGAUACCUGGUCAACACGCCAGAGUCUCCCGAAGACAAGAAACAUUGCGUGAAACAUGCCCUGGGUAAUGGUCUGCGGCCGGAUGUUUGGGCGGAGUUCCAGCGUAGAUUCGCUGUACCCAACGUGGUGGAAUUCUACGCCGCGACGGAGAUGCCAAUUGGUUUCAUCAACGUCUUCAACAAAUUCGGAGCAUGUGGAAGAAGCUCACCAUUCCUGAGGAAAAUUGUACCGUGUACAUUUGUGAAGUAUGACGUCAACAAAGACGAACCGUUUCGUGGCGAUGAUGGGUUAUGCUUACCGUGUGGCGCAGACGAGGUUGGUCUGCUGGUUAUCCCUCUGGGUAAAGAUGUGACAUUUGAGGGCUACAAAAAUCAAGAGACUGCCAAUAAGAAAAAACUCAUAGAAAACGUAUUCAAACAAGGCGAUGUAUAUGUUAAUGCCGGCGAUCUCCUCUAUGUGGACAAGGAUUACUUUACUUAUUUUCAUGACAGGGUCGGUGAUACAUUUAGGUGGAAAGGAGAGAACGUAUCGACCAUGGAGGUGGCAAAUGUGGUGUCUAGUGUAGCCUUCCUACGUGAUGCCUGUUGUUACGGUGUAGUCAUUCCUGGAUGUGAAGGUCGAGCCGGGAUGGUGGCUGUUUGUCACAAAGAUGCCGAACGAUCUGAACUGUCUGAAAAUGAGCUGGAUGUAAUUUGUAAUCAGGGAAGCGAACUACUUCCGUCCUACGCAAGACCACGUUUCCUUCGUUUGCAAAAAGAAUUUGAAAUAACGUCAACAUUUAAACAAAGGAAAACUACCCUUCAGAAAGAGGCGUUUGAUGUUGUAAACAUAAAAGAUCACGUGUACUACCUAGAUCUAGAUACUGGACGGUACCGCCACCUGACGGAAAACACAUGUACAGAAAUCACAGCAGGGCAGAUUAGCCUAUGAGGUCACAAUUUUCUAACCCUUUCUCAUUUUUGCUUAACUGACAUAUAAAUCAUAUCAAACAGUCGUUAACUGAAAUAACACUGUAUAAUAUUUGUUUUUCCUGUAUUCCGAAACUGUAUUCAGCAUAUGCUUUUACGUACAAUGUACAUAAUUAAACUAA
Molecule: messenger RNA, 2154 nt
Organism: Pecten maximus
Lineage: Eukaryota; Metazoa; Mollusca; Bivalvia; Pectinida; Pectinidae
Product: very long-chain acyl-CoA synthetase-like
Exons: 11
Coding region: 126-1994 (622 amino acids)
Molecular function (GO): long-chain fatty acid transmembrane transporter activity; long-chain fatty acid-CoA ligase activity
Source: RefSeq, a predicted model, not a curated record